Messenger RNA from Lampris incognitus (smalleye Pacific opah), 844 nucleotides. RefSeq names its product peptidylprolyl isomerase Aa (cyclophilin A) (gene ppiaa). Bases 87 to 584 code for a protein of 165 amino acids. Lineage: Eukaryota; Metazoa; Chordata; Actinopteri; Lampriformes; Lampridae. Gene Ontology annotation, biological process: protein folding; protein peptidyl-prolyl isomerization. The record is from RefSeq and is a predicted model, not a curated record. Gene Ontology annotation, molecular function: peptidyl-prolyl cis-trans isomerase activity. The transcript has 4 exons. Gene Ontology annotation, cellular component: intracellular membrane-bounded organelle.
GCUAUAUAAUCCAGCCCAGAGGGCGCCAUCUUUUUCGGUUCCUUGUGCUUCGGUCGGGAAGUGAGCGUAUCGCCCAGCCCGCUGUCAUGGCCGCUAACCCGCAAGUUUUCUUCGACAUCUCCGCCGGCGGCAAGCCGCUCGGCCGCGUGGUGAUGGAGCUCUAUGCCGACAUCGUCCCCAAGACGGCUGAGAACUUCCGAGCACUGUGCACUGGUGAGAAGGGGUACGGCUACAAGAGCUCCACUUUCCACCGUGUCAUCCCAGGAUUCAUGUGCCAGGGUGGAGAUUUCACCAACCACAAUGGAACCGGUGGCAAGUCCAUCUACGGAGAAAAGUUUGCUGAUGAGAACUUCAAGCUGAAGCAUGAUGGUGCCGGUACCCUGUCCAUGGCCAACGCCGGACCCAACACCAACGGAUCCCAGUUCUUCAUCUGCACAGCUAGUACAACCUGGCUGGAUGGGAAGCAUGUUGUCUUUGGUAAAGUGGUGAAUGGUAUGGACAUCAUCAGAGCGGUGGAGGGUCACGGUUCCAAGAACGGUAAAACCUCGACCACAAUUGCCAUCGCCGACUGUGGGCAGCUCUGAGCAGUCAUCGUCGCCCCCCCCCCAACUCGCCCUGCAGCCCCCCAUCCCCCUACCCACCAUCAUUCUACAUUCCUGUUGAUGGAGAUGUGUUGUACCCAAACUAACCACCCUUUUCUCCUCUUCAGACCAUGUUGCAUUUGUGACUUUGCCUGAGAAAUUUCUUUUGCGUCUUUUUAUUUUCCAAAAGUCCCAACGGUUUUUUUUUUUUUGUUAAGUCAACAAAUGAAAAAAUAAAGGGGAACAAUUGCCUUGAAGAGAAA